Molecule: messenger RNA, 2714 nt
Organism: Zingiber officinale
Lineage: Eukaryota; Viridiplantae; Streptophyta; Magnoliopsida; Zingiberales; Zingiberaceae
Product: WPP domain-interacting tail-anchored protein 1-like
Exons: 4
Coding region: 979-2565 (528 amino acids)
Source: RefSeq, a predicted model, not a curated record
ACCUCUCCCUCUCAAGUGGCAUCCACGACGAGGAGACGCUGGAGAAGGCACCGCUUCCUUUCCCCUCCCACCGCUCUGUAAGCUCGGGAUCCAGAUUAGCGCCUCGGGAAACCCUAGAUAUAUGGAUUUAUAGGAUCUGCGUGAAGAUUCGGGGAUUCGAAAUCCGUCGGAAUCGCCGUUUCUGCGAUAAUCGUCACCAAGUUACGUAAGCUUUCGUCUUUAGAUUUGCCGUUCAUAUAGAUUUAGCAAAUUCAGGAAUGAUGUGAUGGUAUUAACCGUGCUUGAUGGCGCAAAUCUCUGGUUCUUUGUCAUUCGCGAUCUCAAUUUCAUGAAUUAAACCUACUGUACUUGGGGAUAAGAAAGGUGGCUUGAGACUGCUUGAACAGGAGGGUGGCUGAUCUGACGAUCUGUGGCAGUUGGUUUCCUUUGGAUGCUUGUGUUUUCGAGUGGUAAAAAAAUGUCGUUUUACUAUUAACACUGUUUUACAUUUUGGAUAUUUCAGGAAGGAUGUCUGUAGGCUCCAGGUAGGUGGAUUUUUGUUUGCUUUCAUUAGAUCAAACUUUUUUGACUUAGUUUUUUGUUAUCAGUAUCUUAUCAUUCAUUCAUGCUAUCAUACUUCAAGCUUAGAUUCUUGCAAGUUUGUCGCUAGAACCACACAUUGGGCUUCGUGAUAUUAGUCGGAUAUCAGAGACAAAUUUUGCAACGAAUCUUUUGAUGCCUGCUUGUGUGAUUUUUUUCUCUCAUUUAGUAAGUCAAUAGAUGAUCACUGAAUUCUGCUCGUUUCAUGAUCAUUUAGCAUGAUUAUAUAUCUAUGCUACAGAGGGAAUUGGUUGCAACUAACUAUUAUGAUAAGUGGAUUCUUGCAAUUUUGUUCCCUACUUCCCUUUCAGAAUUCUCCUUUCUUUCCAUAUAUUCUUUGUCGUCAUUCCUUUUAUUUAUGGACUUGUAUUUUAUAUUCAGGACAAGAUUAAUCAGAUCAUGGCUAUUGAUGAGCAUGAGGAUAAUUACUUACAAGAGGAUGAGAGAGCGCUUGGAAUCAACAUGAAUGAAGGAAAUGCAGCAGAGGCUCUAACUAGAAUAGAACUUGAUGUUGCAUAUUCUUCAGAGAAGCUACUUAAUUUGGAAAUACUUUUGAUGCUGGUAGCUGAUAGAGUCAAUGAUUUUGAAUCUUCGAAGAUGGAGCAUGGGGACAUUCUAGCUGAGUCUGUUAAGAAGUUUUUUGAAUCUGAUAUAUUGUGUGGAAUUUUAUGUGCGGAGGUGAAAGAACUGCAAAGCUUCUUGUCUUUUCUACAAACUGAAAUCAUGGAGACAUGCCAAAAUAUUUUUGAUGGUGAAAACUUGGAAGCAAUUGCUUCUGAAGUAGGAGAAAAAUUGCUUGAUGCUGAAAAAUCUGUCAGGAAGUUGCAAGAUUCAAUUGCCGAUAUACAAAAACAGUCAUUGAAGUUUGAAAGCAUUCUAGCUUUGUGUCAUGUUGAAGCUAGGUUGGAUGAAGAUCAGGAGUUUGAUAAUGGUCAUUUGUCAUCCAUCUGCACUGUUGAUCAACAAUGGAGUGUCUUAAAAAUGUUGGAUGAAUCAUUGGCACGAGAACUCGAUCUUGAAAACAAGCUUUCAGACACCAGGUCAAAUGAGAAGGAUCUUAAGCUACAGUUGCUUUAUGCAGAAGCAGAACUUGACUUCAUUAAAGAGUCAAUUGAAAUACAUUUGGAGAGAGCACUCGAGGCUGAAAAUACUGCUGAAGUUCUUUUGGCUAUUUCAAAAGAAUUUGCUGGUAGACUUGAGGUUGUUCAAUUUAGUUUAAAUAGUUCACUUAGACGAGAGAAUGAGCUGAAGUCUCAUUUGAAUGUACAUGCUGACAAAACUACGAAGGGGAGCACAGGGACCAUUCCAGAAAUCAUCUCCCUGAAGGAAAAGGUGAAAAUACUUGAGGAGCAGCUUAGACAGUCUCAUGCCCAGAUGCAGCUGGCAGCGGCCUCAGUUGAAUCAAGUCAUAAGCAACAAUGUUUUUUGCAUUCUGAACUGGGUCUAAAGGAAAAUGUAAUCGAGGGUCUCAGAGCUGAUGUUUUGAGAACUGAAAACAGAGUUGGAAGUGCUGAAGGCAAGUAUGUUGAACUGCAAGGCAUCAACAUCAAAUUGAACGAGGAGCCUGUCUUACUUCAAAAAAGCAAUUCCGAGAGAACAAACCUUUCACGGUCUAGUGAUUCAGAUAUGCAAUUGGAGCAUGCAAGGGCAUCUGUUGAAGCACUUAAAGAGAAGCAAAGUGGAUUAUAUGAUACAAUUGAUGAUAUGGGAAUUGUGAUUGAGGAGCUCAAAAUAAAGGUUUCAAAAGCAGAAAGUAGGGCUGAGAAUGCUGAAUCUAAGUGCACUUUGUUAACUGAAACAAAUUUAGAACUAAAUGAAGAGCUGGGUUUCCUAAGAGGCAAAUUGGAAUACAUGGAAACAUCCACGCAUCAAGCUGAGGGUGCAAAAAUUGCCACCGCUAAAGACAUUGGUAUCAGGACAAAACUCAUUGGUGAUCUGGUCAUGAAACUAGCAUUGGAAAGAGAACGUCUUCAGUCAGAGUUUUGACUUAAAAUUAUACUAAGAACCAAUAAGAAUGUUCAAUCUCGAGUAAGAUAUCUACCUUGAUAAAAAAGAAUAGAGCUUUGAGCGAGAAACUGAAAAGAAAUUCUUCAAGCUACAAGGGAACCCACAAUGAAACUCUACCUGGCACAAAA